Fonsecaea nubica is the source of this 4269-nucleotide messenger RNA. RefSeq lists its product as hypothetical. Lineage: Eukaryota; Fungi; Ascomycota; Eurotiomycetes; Chaetothyriales; Herpotrichiellaceae. The record is from RefSeq and is a predicted model, not a curated record. The transcript has 2 exons. Gene Ontology annotation, molecular function: phosphorelay sensor kinase activity; protein binding. The coding region runs from base 1 to 4269 and encodes 1422 amino acids. Gene Ontology annotation, biological process: phosphorylation; phosphorelay signal transduction system.
AUGGCGACCGAAAUUGCCCUGGCCGCCCUUGCGACCCUGCCUACACCAAUACUCGUCCUCUCCUCCUUAAAGACUGUCCUCCUCGCGAAUUCGGCCGUGGGGAGGUUAUUGGGAGCCGAUCAAAAUGAUCCCGACUUCGAUGUGACCGACUUCCUCAAGGGCCAGACGCUGUCCCAGUUGGGGAUUGACAUGGUCUCGGAUGGCGGCGUUCCAAUAUGGGUUAGUUGGGAAAGAUUUCUCGACAACCUCGCCAGUGAUUUGCAGUCGACUGCAGGAGAUAGACUGUCUCAACGGACUUCCCUACACGACGUGCAGAGCAGAGAGACGCCUCCUGUUCCAAUAUCUGAGGCCGCCGCUGCAAGAGGUAGGCCGCAGUUGCAGAGGCGUACUGAAAAGCCUCAGGACACUGUGGUCGAUGUGGUCAUCUCCUAUCCUCAUGACCAGAUGCCAUCUCGCAGUCGUCGACAGAGACAUAAUCAAGCCCAUGGGGCUGUCCACACCACGUGUCGAAUGAUCAUCAGUAUCUGGGAGUUGCAAGGACAACGCUUCUUCACUCUGACAUUCACAAGCUCCGCAGGGCAUCCCCCCAACAAACCAUCAUCACUCUCAUCAGGCACUACGCGUCAUCCGUCGUCCAAUUCAGCCAGAUCCUCCCGUUCGUCGCAAUCGCAGACACCUGCUUCCUCCUCUGACACCUCUCAAAUUACGUCUCCUGUGGAACAGCCCUCCAUGGUUUCUUUCCCUCCCGUCGCCCCUCCCGCGCAGUGUUCGGUUCCCUCUGCCCCCACCGACUUCCAGAAGGUCCUGAAGAUGAAGAACGCCAUGUUGAGUGCGAUCGAAAUCCCACUCAUUGCCAUGUGGAAAGAUGAGAGCGUGGUUUUGCCAAACCUGGCUGCUCGAAAGUUAAUGGCAGUCGAAACCGAUCCCACGUCAGAUGAGUCGUACGACUUCAUGUCACGAUUUCGCCCGUGGACUACAGAUUUCUCGCGGGAGCUCCAAGAGGAAGCCAAUCCCGUCCUUGCUCUGUGCCGUACUCAGCAGCCCUUCACCAACUGGCAGAUUGGUCUACUCAAUGAGAAGACGGGCAAAAGAUCAAACUUCGAUGUCAGCGGGCAUCCUGUUUAUGACGAAAAGUCUGGGGAAUUUCUGGCAGGCUUGAUAGCCUUCAAGGAUGUCACAGAGUAUACCGAAAGGAUUGCACACCAGACAGCAGAAAAUGAAGAACAAUUUCGCCUCAUCUGUGAUAUGAUGCCACAGAUGAUCUGGACCACGAGGGCGGACGGCUACCACGACUACUAUUCCAAAAGAUGGUACGACUACACUGGCCUGACACCAGCCAAUUCAUUGGGCCAGGGGUGGAAACUGGCUUUCCACCCAGAAGAUAUGCCUGAAGCCACGCACAGAUGGCGUCACUCCCUCGUGACCGGGGACGAGUACAUCACGGAGUAUCGCUGCAGAAGAUUCGACGGUCAAUGGAGAUGGAUGCUUGGGAGGGCCUUACCCAUGCGUGACCAUAAGACAGGCAAGAUCCUCAAAUGGUUUGGUACGUGCACAGAUAUCCAGGAAGUCGUCGAUGCCAAGUUUUCUGGACAGAGGGUUCGACGGCAAUUGCUGGACGUGUUAAAACACUCGCAAAUGACCAUGUGGAUUCUCGACAGACAACUGAAUGUCACUUUUCACGAGGGUUCCUUCAUUAUGGGCGAUGCGACAACCGACAGGAUCGUUGGGGUCCCUAUCCUGGACGUCUUCCGUGAGCGCCUGACCCCGCAAGCGAUCAACAAAUUCAGGAAGGCUUUGUACCGUAUUUUAUCAGGAGCAUCCGAUCUGGAAAUCUGCGAGAAUGAAGUGAAUUCUAGAUGGUUUCGAUCCAAACUGGUACCGCUCAAGGGUAAAACUGGCCCCAAUAGAGUGGAGGAUGAAAACUAUAUUGCUGGGGUCAUUGUCAUCGGAUCUGACGUUACGUCGUUACGCCACAAGGAACAGGAAAACAUCAUAUUGCUUGCGAAGGAGACGGCAGCUAAAGAAGCGAGCAAGAUGAAGAGCAGCUUUCUCGCCAACAUGUCUCAUGAGAUUCGGACGCCAAUCGCAGGAGUGCUGGGAAUGUCAGAGCUACUUAUGGAUACCUCCCUGGAUCUGGAACAAAGCGAAUUCGCCCAAAACAUCCAAAGAUCUGCCAACUCUCUUCUCACGGUCAUCAACGACAUUCUGGACUUCUCCAAGAUCGAGUCCGGCCGGCUUGAUAUCGAGGAAGUGCAGUUUAGCCUAAACCACGUUCUUCGUGAUGUUGCCAAAAUGCUUUCAUUUGCAGCUCAACGCAAGGGACUCGAGUUCAGGAGUGCCAUCGACCUCAGACCAUCCGAGGAACUCAUUCUGUUAGGUGACCCUGGUCGGAUACGACAGAUCCUGGUCAACCUUUUAACCAACAGUAUCAAAUUUACUUCGACGGGCUUCGUGAGGUUGAGCGCCAACAUCGUUGGUGAAACCACUGACACAAUUACGAUUGAUUUUUGUGUCGAAGACAGUGGAAUCGGAAUUGAAGAAGAAGUCAAGAAGAAACUGUUCACGCCUUUCAGUCAAGCCGACUCAAGCACUGCCAGACGUUUCGGAGGGACCGGGCUCGGGCUGACCAUAUGUAAAAACUUGGUAGACCUGAUGCAUGGGACGAUUCGUCUGGAUUCCAAGCUCGAUACAGGGACCAAAGCCAUCUUCAGCGUCCCAUUCAAGAAACUUGAAUAUCAAAAUGGUACUCCCAUAACUGAGCUCGAAGUCGGCUCGAUGCCUGACCGUUUGCACGCCGACUUGUCUUGCUCCAAGGAUUCAUCAAAAGAAGACACUCGGAAACAUCAGAAGAUUCUCGCCCUAACCAGGUCAUUAGGAGAUAUGAGUGUAGGUGGUGAUCACACUCAGGCGAUGUUGUCCAUUUCGGGGAUCGAAACUCCUGUCCCCGAGCUUGAGAGAGAUCAGAUACAUAUACUCGUUGUGGAAGAUAAUCCUGUGAACCAGCAAAUUGCCCUCAGGUUCAUCAAAGCUCUGAAGUUUUCUGCUAUUGCUGUGUGGAAUGGCAGAGAGGCUCUAGAGUAUCUUCUUCAAGCCACCUCGCCCGACCUCACCUUGGAACAAUCACAGCAAUAUCCCAUCCCUUCGCUUAUAUUAAUGGAUGUUCAGAUGCCUGUACUGGAUGGGUACCACGCCACACAUAUACUCAGGCAUCAUGCACCAUUCACGGACAUCGAAAUAAUCGCGAAGAUUCCAAUUGUGGCCAUGACUGCUUCAGCAAUUCAAGGUGACCGAGAAAAAUGUGAGAAGGCAGGAAUGGACGACUACAUGGCCAAGCCUGUCAAACGGGCUCUCUUGGAGAAAACUAUAUUGAAAUGGAUAUCCAGAGCCCGCAAAGGUUACAGGCAUCGGGAAUGGUCAGAAGCUCCCAUAGGCCCCCAGAAACAAUCCUUCGGAAGCGGGUGCACCGACCACUCAUCGAUUUGUGGCAAUGCCGAUGCUAUUGCCACUGAGUUCUACGCUCGGAAUGGCACAUCAAUACGGCUGCCUAGUUCGACAGAUGCACAGCUGCGUGCACCGACAGACGAUGCUAUUGAUGUGAACACCAAAGCCGCUACGGUCCGAUCCAAUCUUUCCAGGGCCAUUCUUGCCGGGGAGAUCCCUGGAGGCGGAACAGAAGGAGACCGAACAAUGAGGCGGGUCGAGGCUGAGGACAAAGCACAAGCACUCCGGGACGCCAAGUUGUUGUCGGUGACCGAUUUGAAUCGUGGCCGGUGUAUUAUUGCUCCUACAAUCAUGGUCGAUGGCGCGUUUGAGCCCAGCUCUCACUCGUCCGAUCAAGCCCAACCGGUUUCUGGAGCGGGCGGACCUUUGACAACAUUGGCUUUGACAGAAGAGAAUGUGUACCUCUUCAACAAUACACGAGACAACGGCUUCAUUGCUGCGGGAACACCUCCACCGGACACGAGGCCUGAGGGAUUUGUUUACCCUCUCUCAGAUAUUCCUGGACCACCGCCGGAGGGGACUCUUGCAGCAGCCGACCUGGCCGAUCCUGAUGUUCAUGCCGAAGUCCUGGGUUUAUCGGUUGUGGAAACGGCAAAGUCUUCGCCGUCCCACGCGGGAAAUAACACAUCACCUGCAGAAGCAGGAAGUGACCGAUCUCAAAGCCGACGAGAUGUGGGCGGGCUGGAUCCUGACAGUCGACGGAGAAGCGAUUGGAGCAUGAGCACAGCGCGACCAGCGAAGGGUUACCACGAGCAAGAAGGUGAAUGA